Messenger RNA from Brassica napus (rape), 565 nucleotides. RefSeq lists its product as uncharacterized. Lineage: Eukaryota; Viridiplantae; Streptophyta; Magnoliopsida; Brassicales; Brassicaceae. The record is from RefSeq and is a predicted model, not a curated record. The coding region runs from base 119 to 349 and encodes 76 amino acids. The transcript is spliced from 2 exons.
AGUGAUACAAGGCCCAUUGGAACUUCUCUGGCCCAGGAGCACCUUCUUCGUUUUCUUCCUCGACGGUUAACAAACGAGGAGCGACGGUGUGGUCCGUGAUCAAAGCCGACGGGAGAGGAUGAUCGGCCGGCGUGCUGGAACUAAUCGGAUCGGUAUGAGGAGGGACGACUCCUAUCUGACUCGGUUCGUUGACUCAGUGUUUUCUCUGUUCCGAUUAGCUGAGUUUGAGAUCCUGUUUGUGAUGUUCUUCAUUAUAGCCUACCUCAUCUUCAAAGAUCUGACGGCAAGGCCGGAGUACAAUCGGAUUCUGGUCGAGAAGCCCGGUGGAUCUGACAUAUGGCCGUUUUAGAUUGAAAAUAAUCAAAGUCGUGCAUGUUUCUGUAGAACGUAUGUGCUUUGUACACAGCAAUGCUGUGCCUAGCUUUCCUCUUGUGAAUGUCACUCUGUUUAAUUCUUCAAUGUAAGCAAUUAGAUGCCAUUACUAUAUACACUUGCCAUGUACAUGUUCAUUUAGAUCUUUUUGGAAUCACAAGAAACUGAUAUAAAUUCAUGAGUUUCAGUUGAA